Molecule: messenger RNA, 711 nt
Organism: Cornus florida
Lineage: Eukaryota; Viridiplantae; Streptophyta; Magnoliopsida; Cornales; Cornaceae
Exons: 2
Coding region: 1-711 (236 amino acids)
Source: RefSeq, a predicted model, not a curated record
AUGGAGCAUGUGAAGAAGAAUCAGAAGUCGAGUUCUCACAACACGCAACUAGUUCGAGUAAUUAAUGCAAUUCACGGUCGGCCAGAACCUGCUGAGAUAUCAGAUGAACUGCUUCGAACACGCCUUCGUCAGGUACGAAUGAAGAGAAUGAUAGGUAGUGUAAACACUCUGCACCAGCAGAGCGCAUCAACGCAGAUAAAGUUUGACGCAACAGACUUGUUACGUGUUCAGAUCCCUCAUGAGGACCCGCUGGUCGUAAGUUUGACAGUGGCCAAAUGCUUGGUGCGCAGAGUUCUAAUUGACCCUGGAAGUAGUGCGAACAUCAUGCCAAGAGAUAUGUUCGAUCGGCUCGAGAUCAAACAGAAUCAGCUGAAAUCCACCGGGAAUCCGCUAGCGGUACACGCUGCCGAGAGGGUUUUGAUGGAAACCUUUGUAGUUGUUGAAAUUCAUCCCUCUUACAAUCUUCUGAUGGGCAGAGGGUGGAUCCACAGAGUUCAAGGUGUUCCUUCCACUCUGCAUCAGGGAAUGAGAUGCCUGGGACCGGACGGAACCAAAGUGAUUGACAUUCAUGGAGACCAAGUUGCAGCUAAAGAAUGUUACUCUGUAACGCUGAAACAUGCAGGAAAGGGGAAAGCUCUCAUUCGUUCAAUCGAUCAGUUCCGACCGGAACGGACAACCAGAGUAGGGGAACGACUCGUUGAGGAGGAAUAG